Aspergillus udagawae is the source of this 891-nucleotide messenger RNA. RefSeq names its product proteasome core particle subunit beta 5 (gene pre2). The record is from RefSeq and is a predicted model, not a curated record. The coding region runs from base 1 to 891 and encodes 296 amino acids. The transcript has 6 exons. Gene Ontology annotation, molecular function: threonine-type endopeptidase activity. Gene Ontology annotation, cellular component: proteasome core complex. NCBI's taxonomy places the organism in Eukaryota, Fungi, Ascomycota, Eurotiomycetes, Eurotiales, Aspergillaceae.
AUGGAUAAAUUAGUCGCCCAGUACUCGCGUCUACCUCACCAGAAUGAGUUCUACUCGGAGCAAGAACAGCAUGACCUGACAGAGAGCCUUCCUCCUCUUUCUCUGAAAUUCGCUCUUCCUCCAGUUGCAAAUUCCUCCGCAUUCCUUCGUGCCAUGACCGAUGACCACUCGAAUCCUAGCUGUCCCAUCAAGCUCGCUCACGGAACAACAACACUCGCCUUUCGAUUUCAGGGCGGAAUUAUCGUCGCGACAGAUUCGAGAGCUACCGCUGGGAACUGGAUUGCCAGUCAGACAGUCAAGAAGGUCAUUCCCGUGUCGCGGUUGAGUCGGGGUGACGACAAGAAGCAGGAUGCUCCGGUCCCCGGUCUACUGGGUACCAUGGCUGGUGGUGCUGCGGAUUGCCAAUACUGGCUGAGAUAUCUGAGUCAGCAAUGUACACUUCACGAGAUCCGGCACAAGCGUCGUAUCACCGUUGCGGCCGCAUCGAAGAUUCUCGCCAAUCUGACAUACGCUUACAAGGGAAUGGGUCUCAGCAUGGGUACAAUGCUAGCAGGCAUGACGCCUCAAGAAGGACCAGCCCUCUACUACAUCGACUCGGAUGGCACGAGACUCCCUGGAAACCUGUUCUGCGUUGGGUCCGGUCAGACCUUCGCUUACGGUGUGCUUGACGCCGAGUACCGCUACGACUUAACUGAAGAGGAGGCCCUCGAGCUUGGUCGUCGGAGCAUCCUUGCCGCCAUGCACCGUGAUGCUUACUCGGGUGGUUUCAUCAACUUGUACCAUGUCAAGGAGGAAGGCUGGGUCCACCACGGUUUCGACGAUAUGAACCCCAUUUUCUGGAAAACGAAGCUGGAAAAGGGUGAAUUCUCGAACGUUACGUCGGCCCUUUAA